AUGUUGUUCCAACUCGCUCGUUUGUGUCUAAUUCUGUCGCUCACUCCAAUUCUUUCAACACGUUUUCAUGCAUACGCAUAUCCGGAGCUGGUCGGGCUUAUAAACGAUAAUCGACAUUCGCACGCGCGCGAGCAGCCUGCACAGUUCGAGACCAAGGAGCGGACUGAAGAACAACAGAAGCUAUAUGCUCGGCAACUCGAGGUACUCACUGGUUUGGUGGAUGCUCUGGCUCCUGGAACUCUUGACGCCGCUCUGAGCUUUGGCGGCGGAUGGUCAGGUUUUGGCAGUAUAGAUAUAGGUAAUGGUCCCAUUGACGUUUGGGGCCAGUUUCCCUUUGAGCCUCCGGGUCCAUACGAUCAACGAGGCCCAUGCCCGGGUCAGAAUGCGCUUGCAAACCACCACGUUAUCAGUCACACUGGGAUCGUCUCAAUAUGGGAGGUGAUCGAAGGAACAAUGGCGGUCUUCAACUUGGGAUAUGACAUUGCCCUGUUGUCUGUCCUUGCUGCAGUCAUCUCGGGCGGUGACCCUGUAACGAUGAAGUAUUCACUGGGUGGGCCAGAUCCAAGAGUUGGGGCUCCUCUUGAUGGUCUGCUAGGCAUCUUCGGCACACCGCAAGGUCUUGAACACACCCACAACUUCGUGGAGUGCGAUUCAUCCAUGACGCGCCAGGACGUCUACCAGUAUGGAAACGCCUGGACGAUGGACGUGAAUUUGUUCCUCCAGUUCUAUGAAUCGGUGCCAUAUGGCGGUCUCUUCACACGCGAGGCCAUCGUGCGGGCUUCGUGUGUUCGCUGGCACCAAUCUAAAGAUUGGAACCCGUUCUUCUAUUACGGUCCAGGCACAGGCUACUUCCGGAACUUCGCACAAGAGGUCAUAAUGCUCUUCGGCAACCACUCUGAUGGCAGCAUAGAUGGAGUGUUGACGCACGACAUCCUGUACUCAUUCUACGGCCUGACCAGUGAUCCUGUACCCUUCACGUACCGCGAAGGAUGGGAAAGGAUUCCAGAAAAUUGGUAUCGCAGGCCAGUGCCCUUUGAUUUCCUUGGCCACAUAACUGAGCUCUUGGUCUGGUUUGGGCUGUGUCCGGAGCUGGCAAGUAUUGGAGGUAAUACCGGGACACCAAAUUCAUUUGUUGGCGUUAAUGUCAACGACCCGGCUUCAGGAAUUGCCAAUCUUCCUAACUUGUUGGAGGGCACCAAUCUGCUUUGCUUCUUGUUGCAAAUGCUUAAAUUUGUUUCGCCGUCGUUCACCAAUAACAUUUACGCGUCCAUAUUCGGCUUGGUUGGCGACGUAACAGCGACCUUGGGGUGUCCAGAGAUACCAGACCUGACUAGAGGUGGCGAAGCGCUCUUCGCAAAUCUGCAAGCUACAUACCCAGGAGCACGGAUGGCAGAGUCUGGAUUUUAA
Messenger RNA from Cercospora beticola, 1407 nucleotides. RefSeq lists its product as uncharacterized. The record is from RefSeq and is a predicted model, not a curated record. Gene Ontology annotation, molecular function: peroxidase activity. NCBI's taxonomy places the organism in Eukaryota, Fungi, Ascomycota, Dothideomycetes, Mycosphaerellales, Mycosphaerellaceae.